AUGAACUCUAAGACUCAGUCACUAUCGAGCAUCGAAAAGAACGCAGCUUUCGACGACAAGCAACUUUCCUCAGCUUAUAGUGCUCCUCCCAGCGAGGAAGAGGCACGCGAGUUCCCUCAUCGCUACGACGCCCGUGCAGUGCUCGAGGCACUUCGCUCCGACAAAAGCAAGGGACUCACAACCCAAGAAGCACGAGAACGUCUCAAGCAUUAUGGAAAUAAUGAACUGAGCAGUGGCGAUAGCGUAAGCCCGGUUAAAAUCUUGAUCAACCAGAUAGCCAAUGCGAUGACGCUAGUCCUGCUUAUUGCCAUGAUUGUCUCACUUGCGAUCACGUCGUGGAUUGAGGGCGGUGUUAUAGGUGGCGUCGUGGGCAUCAAUGUAUUUGUCGGCUUCAUUCAAGAGUACUCAGCUGAGAAGACCAUGAGCUCUUUGCGCUCGUUGGCUUCACCGACUGCAACAGUGAUUCGCGACCACAACUCGAUGACAAUUCCUGCACCUGAGGUUGUCCCCGGUGAUAUUGUGGAACUCGCUACUGGCGAUACCAUUCCUGCGGAUGGCCGAGUCAUCGAAUGUAUGAACUUAGAAACAGACGAGGCACUUCUGACAGGUGAAUCCAUCCCUGUUGCCAAGAACGCCCAGGACACCUUCCAACCCACGGGGCCUGAAAAUGACGAGGUUGGCAUCGGUGACCGACUGAACAUGGUCUAUGCAUCUUCGUCUGUGAGUAAGGGUCGUGCCACUGUGCUUGUAACCAGCACAGGUAUGCGCACGGAGAUUGGAAAAAUUGCCGACGCAUUACAAGGUGCAUCGAAGAACCGCAAAAUCCGGGAGGUCAAACGCAAUGCAUAUGGAAAAAAGAGACCUCACCAUUAUAUCGAGGCAGGAGCUUUGACCAUUAUGGACCAUGUACUUGCAUUUUUGGGACUCAACGUCGGUACACCUCUGCAGAUCAUGCUGUCAAAGUUGGCAGUACUCCUGUUUGUGAUUGCCGUCAUCUUCGCGAUCAUCGUGUUUGCCUCGAACAACUGGCAUGACAAUGAGGUCAUUAUCUAUGCUGUGGCCACUGGUGUUUUCGAUGAUCCCAGCAUCACUGACAGCCGUACUGACCAUUACAAUGUCCAUGGGAAGUCGUGCGAUGGCACUCUUACACAGGGCAAAAUGGUCGUGCGAAAGAUAUGGCUUCCUUCUGUAGGCGACUUGGACGUUUCUGAGACAAAUGAGCCCUUCAAUCCACACAAAGGAGAAGUGACUCUGCGCCCUAAUGACGAAAAAUCUGAUUGUGUUACAGUUGCUAGCGAGGGCCGCCCUCAGGAAGACCUAAGUGGAAAGCUCCAGCCACUUCAUGACAUGCUAUUAGUCACUUCCAUCUGCAACUUGGCCAAAGUGUUUUACGACGAGGAUGCCGAUGCCUGGACGGCCCAUGGCGAUCCGACCGAAAGCGCACUCCAGACUCUCGCUUUCCGCUUCGACAUGCCCAAAACCAAGAUUGGCAAGUCGGAAGAUAACGUAAAUGGCGAAUGGGUACAAAUUGGCGAGUAUCCAUUCGACAGUUCACUCAAACGCAUGGCUGUAACGUACACAUAUCAGCCGACUGGCGAGCAUCGCGCCUUGAUGAAAGGCGCUGUUGAAUAUGUACUUGCUGCUUGCAGGUACAUCCAGACGAAGCCAGAGGACCAUGGUAAAGAAGAAAUGAAUGAAAACGUCAAAGAUAUGAUCAUUAGUCAAAUGAACGCAAUUGCCAAAUUGGGACUUCGUGUUCUUGCAUUAGCUCAUCGCCCCUUGUCCGACAAGGAAGCGUCUCAAGGCGAGUCGCUCGAGCGCGAGUCUGUUGAAUCUAAUAUGGUGUUUCUUGGUCUUGUGGGAUUGUAUGAUCCACCCCGCCCCGAAUCACGCGAUGCCGUGCACACUUGCCACACAGCAGGUAUUGAAGUGCACAUGCUUACAGGUGAUCAUGCCGGCACAGCUAAGGCCAUUGCUGAGCAAGUUGGCAUUCUUCCGCCGAAUGUGGACGAAAAGACUAGUUCUCUAGUGAUGACGGCAGCUGAAUUUGACCGAAAGUCAGAUGAGGAAAUCGACCAAUUGCCGGAACUUCCAUUGGUCAUUGCCCGAUGUGCACCUCAGACGAAGGUACGGAUGAUUGAGGCACUCCAUCGCCGUAAGCGCUUCUGUGCAAUGACGGGCGACGGUGUAAAUGACUCACCCUCUCUGAAGCUGUCAGACGUGGGUAUUGCGAUGGGUAUGGCCGGCUCCGACGUAGCGAAAGAUGCGUCUGACAUUGUUCUUACAGACGACAACUUUGCGUCAAUCGGACACGCCAUGGAAGAAGGUCGCCGUAUGUUUUCCAACAUUCGCAAAUUUGUUUUGCACUUGCUUGCGCAGAACGUCGGCCAGGCAUGUGUGUUGUUGAUCGGAUUGGCAUUCAAAGACGAUACUGGACUGUCUGUAUUUCCACUGAGUCCGGUUGAAAUUCUGUAUAUUAUCAUGGUGACCAGUGGCUUUCCGGCCAUGGGUCUCGGUAUGGAGGCUGCUGCUGUUGAUGUCAUGAAGCAGAAACCGAAUAGGUCACGCUUUGGUGUGUUUAAUCUUGAGGUUUUGUGUGACCUGCUUGUGUAUGGUUUGAUAAUGGCCGCCCUGUGUCUUGCCACAUUCUCCCUUAUCCUAUACAGGUGGGGCAGUGGAGAUUUGGGUCUAGACUGCAACGACAGCUACAAUGAUAGCUGCCUUGAAGUAUUCCGUGCGCGUGGUGCCACCUUCGUUGUCAUGACAUGGUUCUCUCUGUUUUUGGCUUGGGAGGUAACUCACAUGCGCCGCUCGUUUUUUGCCAUGGGAACUGACGCGCACUGGUACAAUCAGUGGUUCGUUGACACAUGGAGAAACAAAUUCCUAUUCGCCUGUGUUAUCUUGGGAUUUAUCAGUGUCUUCCCGAUCAUUUAUAUCCCAGGAUUAAAUCACAUUGUCUUCUUGCACAAAGACCGAGAGGGUUGGGAAUGGGGAAUUAUAUUUGUUUGCACGGCCAUCUUUUUCUUAGGCGUUGAGUCUUGGAAAUACAUCAAGCGUAUCUACUUCCGACGCGCCGAGCGGAUUGAAGCUCGAAGCGCCAGUAAACACAAAGGUGACGAUGUUGUUUGA
Messenger RNA from Malassezia globosa CBS 7966, 3129 nucleotides. RefSeq lists its product as uncharacterized. Gene Ontology annotation, biological process: intracellular calcium ion homeostasis; monoatomic ion transmembrane transport; sodium ion transport. The transcript is spliced from 2 exons. Lineage: Eukaryota; Fungi; Basidiomycota; Malasseziomycetes; Malasseziales; Malasseziaceae. Gene Ontology annotation, molecular function: ATP hydrolysis activity; P-type sodium transporter activity; P-type potassium transmembrane transporter activity. The record is from RefSeq and is a predicted model, not a curated record. Gene Ontology annotation, cellular component: plasma membrane. Bases 1 to 3129 code for a protein of 1042 amino acids.